AAUUGCUAGUAGUUUGUCUCGUAUAUUCACGCAAAGCAGUUUUGUAAUGACUAUUCAUCUGUUUGUUAUUUAACUAAACGUGACGAUAAUAUUUGAAUAUAAAUACAAAAUUAUACUUUUAAUAAAUGCAUUGAAUGAUCUUAAAUCUUACAUUAAAUCUACUUAGACUGUUUUGUUGUGUGAUAAAUUUUAAAACAUUGAAGGUCAUUAUGUAUUGAUCAUAAUGAUGCAACAUUAGUGUGUUUUAUUCGUUUUUUUUUUAUUAGAUUAGAUAAACAGAGGAAUUAUAUUUUUUUAUUGAGUAUAAAUUUAUCCUAAAAUAUAGAACUUAUUUAGUGUUAUGAAGUUUUUAAAAACCAAUGUGUGUCUUGAAAAAUAAUUUUUUAUAUAAAUUUUUUAUAUAUAACUUGUUUUUUUACAAUAUUUCAAUGAUAAUAAUAUAGAAAUACAACAAUGAAUUAAAGUAACUUUUUUCGUUGUACAUAAUAUUCAUUUAUAGAUAUUUAAUAAUGUCAAUAAAGUAUUUUCAAACCAAAAUAUUACAAAAUAAAUAAAGAUAGUCAUUAAGUUUUUAAUACUAUCCAAUUUGGUAGAUCUAUAAAAAAGGAUUAAUUUAUUGUAAAUUACAGUUUUAUUAAAAAUAAAUAGUAAUGUGUAUCAUAAAUAAAUUCAUAGUACUAUGGAGAAUAUAAAAAAUACCACAAGUUCGCUUUUAAAAAUAAUAUCAUUAAAUGAUUUGUCAAACAUUGAAACAGACUUUACAUUGAAUAGUACAUCUGAAACAGAAACAGAAUUUUCACAGCAAAGUAAUGAUGUGCAACAAUUAUGGAGUUUACCUAAAACAACUGUGAAUUCAUUGGAAGAUAAAUCUUUAACAUUUAACAUAUCAAGGAGUACUGUACAUGUUUCUACAACAACCUUACAGUCUACUGAUGAAUUUGGACCACCAGAAGGGAUAGAAUAUAUUUUUGUACCACUUGGUGUUAUGGUCUUCGUCAUUGUAUUAUCUGCUGUGGUAUUUAUUAUAUCAAGAAAACGAAAGUUGGAGCGCUUAAGACAUAGACUAAUGCCAAUGUACAAUUUUGAUCCUGGAGAAGAAGAGGAAGAUGACUGGGAAACUGAACUAUUGGAUGAAUGUUAUAAUAAUCAUCAAAGACGACAAGGGUACCAAUCCAUGGACAUAGAUGAUAAUGCUGAACUUUUUGGUGAUCAUUGACAAGAUAUCAAUUAGUAUUUGACCAAAUUUCAUUUAUCUUUUAUGUAUUAAGAAUAUAGUUCAUUAAAAUAUGCUUGAUAUAACAGUAUUAAAUAAUGUCAAAAAAUGAAAUGCAGAUAUAUACAAAAAUAUUAUAUAACAGUUCAUAAAAUUUAUAGUUUUUGUAAUUAACUACAUUUUUCUUGUAUCUUCUAAUGCAGCUUUUAUAGAAAACAAUGUAUUAAAGUACAAAAACAGUAUUUUAAACUUUUAUCUAUUUUAUCAUAGUAAAAAUACAACGUAAAAUUGUCUCUAACUCUAGUGCCUUUCGUUGUCUAAAAAAGCUUUAUAUUAUUUUGAAAUUUACUGAUUGUUAUUAUCAAUUACUCUUAUUAACAAAGUACUGUGAUUAUUAUCCAUUGCGAAUAACAUUGUAACCAUAUAUAUAAUUCACUCUCCUAUUUUUCCUGAUGUAACAAUUAUUACAUAAAUAUAUUCUCUGUAACAUAACAAAUUUAUAUUUAUAAAACUUAAUUUGUAUCUGUUCGUUUAACAAAUUAUAUGCAUAUAGCAAUUUUUAUACAUCCAAAAUUUUAACGAUUAUUGGGCAUGCAAAUCAUUACUG
Vespa mandarinia (Asian giant hornet) is the source of this 1820-nucleotide messenger RNA. RefSeq lists its product as uncharacterized. NCBI's taxonomy places the organism in Eukaryota, Metazoa, Arthropoda, Insecta, Hymenoptera, Vespidae. The record is from RefSeq and is a predicted model, not a curated record.